UUAUUUUUUUGUUUAGUAUAAGAAGUAAAGAAGUAAUUGUAAUUAUUAAAUUAUGAUUUAAUGUGACGCUAUUAUUAAAUAAUAUUGUAUUUAUUUGAAUCUUAUUGUUGUAGAUUUAGUGCUUUAAGUAUAUAAAAUUUGUAAAUAUGACAAAACAAGUAAAAUUUAAGGACCAAGUUGAUACUACAAAAAAAGUCAAAAAGGUUAAAAAAUCAGGUCAAAAAAGACCCCCAAAGCCAAAGUCGAUAUUAAUCCAAUCUGGAGACAAAAUUAAGAAAAAAGAAAAGAGAAAUAAAAUAAAAAAUGAUGUCGACAACGAAACAGUAGAAGAAGAUUCUAACAUACAAGAAGCCCCUGUGGGUUAUCAAUUAACCCCAAACGACAUCCAAGAACUAAAAAAACCCGAAAACAAAAAAAACGUCAUAUCCAAAAGACAACUCAAAAGAGAAAAACUAGAAAAAACUCAAAAGGAGCAGCGAGAAAAAUCCACAAACGAGCUCAUCGAAAAAGCAUGGGAGUACCUUGACACUUGGAAAAACAACAAAACCAACUGGAAAUUCCAGAAAGUCCGACAGGUUUGGCUGACAGACAAUCUAUUCGACAGCGACAAGAUUCCAGAUAAUUUGUGGGAUGUUGUUAUAGAAUAUUUUUCUGGAUCUCAAGGUAAAGUUAGAAGUACGAUUAUUGAACAAAGUACAAAAGUUGUUCAAGAAAUGUCUGAUUGGACUGAGCAAAAAGAGCAAGCUGAGAAAGAUGGUGUAGAGUUUAAUACACCUAAACCGUGUAAGAAUAAAUAUAAGCGAGCUAGGAAAAUGUUGCAGAGCUUGCAGGAGUAGAAUUGUAAUUGUAAUAAAAUUAAAGUAACGAGUAAA
Messenger RNA from Ctenocephalides felis (cat flea), 872 nucleotides. RefSeq lists its product as uncharacterized. The record is from RefSeq and is a predicted model, not a curated record. The transcript has a single exon. Bases 147 to 836 code for a protein of 229 amino acids. NCBI's taxonomy places the organism in Eukaryota, Metazoa, Arthropoda, Insecta, Siphonaptera, Pulicidae.